Messenger RNA from Closterium sp. NIES-67, 1760 nucleotides. The record is from the annotation of a GenBank genome assembly. NCBI's taxonomy places the organism in Eukaryota, Viridiplantae, Streptophyta, Zygnematophyceae, Desmidiales, Closteriaceae.
UGCAACGAUGACACUCGCACGAUUUGAGAAGGACGUGAAGCGCACCGACACCGGGUUCCUGGCAAUAGCAACACAGGUGGAGAACGACGAAGAGAAGACCUCGGAACCUCCAGGACAAAUCAAGCAAUUGCUGGAGUUCCAAGACAUUCUCCCUGACGAUCUUCCGAACGAGCUACCGCCAUACCGAACGCAUCAACACGAGAUCGUGGAGGAACCAGGUUCGAAGCCAACCUUCCGAGCACCAUACCGGCUCAGCCCUACAGAGCUGACCGAUAUGAAAAAACAGAUCGAGUAUCUCCUCGCCAAAGGGCUCAUCCGACCAUCCACUUCGCCAUACGGUGCCCCAGUACUCUUCACACCGAAACCGGACAGAAGCCUGCGCAUGUAUAUCGAUUACCGAGCUCUCAACAAGCAGACCAUCAAGAAUAAAUAUCCGAUACCACGAAUCGAUGACCUGCUUGACCAGCUUCGGGGAGCUACGGUAUUUUCCAAACUGGAUAUGCAGUCCGGAUACUGGCAGAUACGAAUGGCGCACAAAUCCAUCCACAAAACUGCUUUCCGAAAUCGGUACGGAUCGUACGAGUAUUUGGUCAUAACGUUCGGACUCACCAACGCACCGGCAAUGUUCCUAGCCGAGGUGAACCACAUUCUACGCCCACUAUUUGAUGAGUGCAUGGUGGUGUACCUGGACGACAUCCUCAUCUACUCGUGCGACAUGAAGCAACACGUCGAACACCAGCGACGCGUCUUCGAGAUUCUUCGGCGGGAGCGGUUCUACAUCAAAAUGUCCAAGAGCGAAUUCGCCUUUGAGAAGGUCCAGUUCCUAGGACACCUGGUGAGCGCUCAAGGAGUUCUCGUCGACCCCAAGAAAAUCGAAGCCGUACGUACGUGGAAGACACCCAAGAACGUGAAGGAGUUGCAGCAGUUCCUAGGCUUCGCUAAUUAUUACAACAGGUUCGUGCCACAGUACGCGAAACUCGCAGCACCACUCAUGAAUCUGCUGAAGAAGAACACGCCCUACAAAUGGGAGCCGAAGCACCAGGAAGCCGUGGAGCAGCUGAAACAAGCAGUCACGUCCGCACCUGUACUCAUCUUGCCAGAUCCCGAAUGCGACUACGUCAUCGAAGCUGACGCCAGCGACCAUGCACUGGGAGCAGUCUUGAUGCAAGAUCAGGGGAAUGGACUGCAACCAAUCGCCUACCUGGGUAAGAAACUACACGGGGCAGAACUAAACUACCCGAUACACGACAAAGAGGCCCUUGCCAUCGUCAUCGCCUUCAAAGCGUGGAGAUGUUAUCUCGAAGGACGAAGAACAACCGUCUACACCGACCACUGCAGCCUGAAAUACUUGAAGACACAACCCAACAUUUCCAGGCGACAGGUCUGGUGGAUCGACUUCCUCGAGACCCACUUCCACUACGACAUCGUGUACAAGCCUGGCCAUAAAAACAAAGCAGACGCUCUUAGCCGGCCUGCACAUGUUGCCGCUAUCCAGGUUGAGGGGAUGAAUCCACUACUCAAGGGACUCUUCACACACGGGUACGCCAUCGACCCCGAAAUUCCCUUGGCAGAAAAGCGACAUCUGCUACACAUGGCAUUCCAAUCACACUUAUCUCCGACUGAGACCCCAAGUUCACCAGCAAGUUCUGGAAGGAACUCAUGUCUCUCCUCGGAACCAAACUCGCCAUCUCAUCCGCUUACCAUCCGCAGACAGACGGGCAGACCUGUUGGUUAGAGAAGGCUAUAAGCAGAUGAUUCAA